AUGAUCACCGGAUCCAAUCCUCUUGAUCCCCCACGCUUCAUACUCCGGUGGUUCACACGCUUUGUUGAGAUGGACAUUUGUGGUCAUGCAACAUUAGCAUCUGCUCACGUUCUAUUCUCAAACGGUUUAGUUGGUUCCUCUGACAUAGUCGAGUUUGCUACCCAAGCUGGGAUUCUGAUUGCUAAAAGCGUUCCAGAAAAAGGUUCUUUUUUGGUGGAACUGAGUUUACCUGAGAUUCUUACAUGUGAAUACAACUCAAACGAUGUCUCCAUGUUCUCCAAAGCCUUAAGUGGAGCUACCAUUUUUGACAUCAAGGGAACUACAACAGAUAGCACCGUUGUGCUUCCAUCUUGGGAUUCUGUCACAGGACUGCAGCCAAUAAGGGAUGAUAUCUUGAAAUGCCCUGGUAAAAUGUUAGUUGUUACUGCUGCUGCUCCUCCAGGAUCUGCGUAUGAUUUCAUUAGUCGUGUCUUUGGCCCCAAGAUAGGAGUCGAUGAGAGCCCUGUCUGUGGAAGUGCACAUUGUGCAUUAGCACAUUAUUGGAGCCUCAAGAUGAACAAGUGUGAUUUCGUCGCUUACGCGGCUUCGCCUAGGAGUGGAACACUCAAGAUUCACUAUGAUAAGGAGAAGCAGAGAGUUUUGCUUACCGGCGAAGCCGUGACUGUGAUGAAAGGCUCUGUCUUAGUUUGA
This is a messenger RNA of Eruca vesicaria subsp. sativa (arugula), 690 nucleotides long. NCBI's taxonomy places the organism in Eukaryota, Viridiplantae, Streptophyta, Magnoliopsida, Brassicales, Brassicaceae. The record is from the annotation of a GenBank genome assembly.